AUUCACGAGGCAUAGUGUCUUUCCAGAGUGCGCGGCGUUCGCCUUACGCUGGAACGGCAACGGCGCACGGUUGAUCGCCGCUAGAAUAUCAAUUCGGGUCAUGCUGGACGAGCAUUAACAGAUCGUCCUCGCAAUUACCCUGCAUAAAAGAUGCCCUGCCAACAGUUCUGUGGUGUACCAGCCCUUACUAUGGCCAUCUUACAUCUGGUAGUCUCUUGCCUUGUUCAACAGCUGGCGAGUGCUGCCUUGAUACAAGACCCAGCCACUACAGAGGCGAACACUGCGAAGGGCUGCGAUUCUCUCCGGCUGGCGCAGCAAUACACCUACUGCGCUGUACCUUUUUACGUUGACUACCACGAAAAGGACGUGCCAGAACACGUGUUGUGUGCUCAGGCCCGUAUCUUCAAGCAAUGCGCUGAGAAAGCCAGUGAGACGUCUGGCUGCGCGAACCAGGAGUAUCAGCUGAGGUCCACCUUCCGAUAUUACACCGCAACUAUUCUGGCUCCCUACGUCCAACUCUGCAAGAUAGAAAUCACCGUUGAAGCCGCGAAUUCGUACCGACCGGGAACUCACGUGGUACACUCUGGAAACAAGUCCCGGAACGGCGUCCUGGGCAAGCGGCAACUCGGUGAAGACUACUACCAUGAUGAAAGCGGGCGUGAAAACUACGAUUAUCCCAACCAUCCUAAAGGCGACCUCAUAGUAGAGAAUGUUCAUGAAGUUCACAUGACCGAUCGUAGUGGUACGGACUCUUCACCACCCCGUGCAUUGGGAGGCAACCAUGAGAGCACAAUGUCAUUCACGACCGACGGGAAUGGAAGAACUAAUAACGUCACAACCAGCUCUCCUGUGCCAGUCACACGAAACACGAGUGAAACCACGCAGUCACAACCCGGUACAGCGGGCACAAACGUUGCACCUCCAGAGAAGCCUGUACCUGCUGACCUACAUACUCCGGUCCAGAAACUACCUACAGACCUUGAACUACCAGGCACCCCACCUACGGAAUACCGUGGUCGCAUUCAGCAAGUUAGCACGUGUGGACCCAUGUUCGAUCCCUCGUAUGCAUACCCAGCAGCAUGCGAGAAAAAGUUCUUUUUGCGGCGAUUCUUCACGUGUGGCAUUCACUUCCAGUCGGAGCUCGAAAUCACCGCAAACAACUGCAGCUGCUACGUAAGCUAUCUCGAGUGUAUAAAAAAGGCCAGAGAUGAGAACCAGUGCGCACAACCCGGAGCUGACGAUAAAGACCCCAUCCUAAUCUCUGUAAAGGUACUAACAGAACUGAUGUCAAGCAUAUAUGGAAAUGCCUGCUUCAACAAGUCCGGGAACGUUACAGCAAGUCGAUCGAGAUCUCGAAUUUGCUGCGACGAAGUGCGAGGACUGAAGCACGCCGUCAUGUGUUACGCCAGUUACUUCUAUUUGUCGGAUGUCAAGACACCUGCUCUGUGGCCUAGCCCUCAUGGAUCAUGCAGCCUCGUGAAUGACCUAAAGCGGUGCGCGGACUUCGCUCAACAACAGACUCAGUGCACAUCGUGUACUAUUGGCCAUCAUAUAAAACAAUUCGUUGGUGCGGUCAUUCAGCCACAUCGUUCUCAGUGCGAUACAGGUGCCACAGGAGUGCAGUCCUUGGGCGCCUAUAUGAGGGACAAUUGUGACACUCCGCGUGUUAUGAAGAGAACACUCCGCUGUUCUCUUACAUUCCAAGACAUGAUCGACCUGGAAGGAACAGUACGCCCAAAAAAUCUGCUCUGCGGACACGCAUCUCGUCUGCACGCCUGUUUGGAAGACACCGUGGCUAACACCGGUUGCAGGAACGACGCUCACGUCAGCUCACAGGUCAAGAUGUACAAAAAGAUAUUGGAAGACACUUAUGUCGUGCACUGCAAUGUUCUGGCAUUACGAGAGCGGUCCUACGUCAGACAGGCAUUCGAAUUGGCUGGGCCAGUGUCCACUUUCAGAAAUCAGCAUCAAAGCCGUGUCUUUGUACUGAAUGACGUUGACCAACCGGAGAGUGAUAACCAGGUCGAUAAGGACCAAGAACAGUAUUCCUCGAUAUUGGAGCAUGCCGCAAAGAAAUUACGCCUCCUGUCGCCUGCGGAAGUUCAGCGCUCGAAACUGGAUGUCGAAGGGAGCUGGGAAGCCCUAAACAAACUGCAAGCAGAAAAACAACGAAGAAACAGUGGUGGAAGGCAAAACGAUCAGGCAAGGUGGGUCAACAGAAAGUUUAGAUCAUGGCAAGCGUUGAAACAGCGGGCUGGACAGUCCAUCUCAGGGAUGGACAACGGUGGCUUCAGAACGAAUAUGACCAGAGACAUUGGUAGCCUUGGUGGAGAAGAACGCGGUGUCGUUAUCGGUAGAAUGCCUUCCCAACCGGCACGGGGAGUAUACCAACAUCACUCCAGCAACGUAAAUGCUCCCGAAAACAAGAAGUGGGUGUUUCAAGACGAUUACUUCCUCGGGAACGAUUACGCAGAACAUGGUCAGGUGUCAGCCAGCCAAGGCCAGUUGCAGCAGUUACCUCACCUGAACGCUGCUGUGCCAAACAUCCAGAACGUAAUGCAGGAGGUCAAUACUACUUCCACAAGUCACAGUAAUGGUACCCAGUGCUCGCAAGAAAAAUUACAUCCCGCUACGCGGCAGUGUGAGGACAGUCUUCUGACUCUGAUGUCACGGUGGCCCAUGAAAGCAAACCACACCUCGAUACAGUCCAGCGAUGAACAUGGAAAAUCCCUCGUCUGUGGGGACAUCGCCAGUUACAAGGACUGUAUGUUGCGUGCGCUGAAGUCCAGCGGCUGUUUUCGUCAAGAAGUAAUGCAGGCAAUCAUAACGGAAAAAGGCAGCUCUCUUCACCUCCCUAUGUGCUCUACAGCCCCUCGGAUUUUGCCCGAACUCACAUUGCUGGGAAUCAUUGCAGGUCUUUCCUAUAGUGUAUCUACCUGAAAUAGACGGGUCGACAUGCACACUACAGGGCCAUUAUAACUACGGAGGUUUCAAAUUAAAUAUGAUUCACUUUUU
Molecule: messenger RNA, 3015 nt
Organism: Ornithodoros turicata
Lineage: Eukaryota; Metazoa; Arthropoda; Arachnida; Ixodida; Argasidae
Exons: 13
Coding region: 151-2940 (929 amino acids)
Source: RefSeq, a predicted model, not a curated record